AUGGGCUCCAUCAUCAACAUCCCCGGACUUCCAGAUGGCGAGUUCAGUAAUUAUGAACAAGUCUAUCUGAAGAUGUCUAGAGCUUUCAGCCAUCUGCAAAAGGAACACUGGGGCAUUCACUGCGUCUGCUCAGUCAGUCGGGAUUCACCAAACGGGAGCACAUUCAGCGAGACCUUGCGCCAAGCUUGGAUGCGGCUGGUCGUGGAGUACCCCGGGCUGAGCAUGGUCCCCGUGGGGCUGCAGAAGAAAUACCCUAGGCUGGACGAAAAAGUUGUGCUCUUGAUCCAACAUUGGCGAGUGGAUGCCCUGGGGACUUGCAUGUUACUGGAUCGGCUCUUCGAGAUUUUGGGGCAGUCAACGGUUCCGUCAACACAGCCCGAUCAAGUUCAGCCAAACCAGCCGACACCCAGCUUUGAAUCUGCCGCGGGUGCUUCCAAGACGGAGGAUGCAGAUUUGCAAGCUUACGCUCGGGACUACAUCGAUUCCUUCCACCAGAGGGCUGUGAAUGCCGACGGCUUGCCAUAUCGGGGAGACGCAACCACGCCCCCUUCCACCACCGCACACUGGGACUUGGACUUCUCGGUUGACUCGACAAAUGCCAUUAAGGAUGCGUGCAGGCAUCACAAGAUCAGCGUGACUGCAGCAAUCCACACGGCACUGGCACGUACCGUUUUCUCGUACCUCACGGAGACGGAAUGCCAGGCGGGCUACACGACCGUGAUGGCUGUCAACAUGCGGCCGUAUCUUCCUCCUCCCUACAAUAGCAAGAAGCAUGCUUGUCAGACAUUCGUGGCCAGCAUCACGCCGACUGUGCCUUAUCAUAGCGGGUUUGUCGAGUCCGCGCGUUCCUUGACUCACGAAUAUCGCAGUUGGUGGAGUGCAGACUUUAUGCGCUCACUCUGGUGGAUCUACGAGUACCACCUUGCCAAACUCUCUGCGCCCCGCCCAGCGAAUGCAGCGCCAAUGAAGCCUCCGAGUGGCGUGACGCUGAGUAGUCUCGGGGUCGUCGACCGGAAUCUUCGAGGAGGUUAUGGGCCGAACCUCCGGGUCGACAAGUUUCGGUUUGGUGUGAGCAUGAUGACACGACAGACGAUUCUGUAUGCGUGGACGUUCAAAGAUCGUCUGACUCUUUCACUAAACUAUAACGACGCGUACUACUCUGACUUGAUGGCAAGGGAGGUUAUGUCUCGAGUUGCAUCCCAUUUGGAAAAGGGACUCGAAGUGGAGUUGAACACUGUUUAA
Messenger RNA from Aspergillus terreus NIH2624, 1242 nucleotides. RefSeq lists its product as uncharacterized. Lineage: Eukaryota; Fungi; Ascomycota; Eurotiomycetes; Eurotiales; Aspergillaceae. The record is from RefSeq and is a predicted model, not a curated record. The coding region runs from base 1 to 1242 and encodes 413 amino acids. The transcript is spliced from 2 exons.